Glycine soja is the source of this 707-nucleotide messenger RNA. Its product is annotated as peptide methionine sulfoxide reductase MsrB. The transcript has a single exon. The record is from RefSeq and is a predicted model, not a curated record. NCBI's taxonomy places the organism in Eukaryota, Viridiplantae, Streptophyta, Magnoliopsida, Fabales, Fabaceae. The coding region runs from base 107 to 484 and encodes 125 amino acids.
AGAAAUCGCUGCCUCUUCUCACACCUACAAAACCCGUCGUCUAUUUAGUAAUUCCCCUCACAGCAGAGAAAGAAGCUUCACAAUUCACAUUCCCACCAACGGAACCAUGGCCUCCGUGUACAGCUGUACGGAGUGCGGAUCCAACCUGAAUCUUAACUCCGCUCAUGCCUACCCUCCAGACUUCUACUUCGAAGCCGGCAACAAGGGCUCCGUCUCCUUCUCCGUCGCGGACCCCACCAAGUUCAAGUUCGAGAAGGAGGACAAGCUUCGCCCCUUCUUCGAAACCGUCAACUACUGGGGAAUCCAGAGGAAGAGGACCAAGAUCAAGUGCAACACCUGUGACUGUCUCCUUGGCUACGUCUAUGACGAUGGUCCACCUCUUACCGAUAGUCCCGGUCAAUUUCACAUGGGUCCUAGCCAAGUUAUCCCCAGAGCGCCAAGAUAUAGGUUCAAGACCAAAACCCUCAGAAUCACUUCAACUUAACGCGUAUUUGGUUUUUUCGAUGUCAUUUUUAGAAGCUAACUGUUAUUAGAAGGCUUCUUUCAAUAUCUUUUUAGAAUCUUUUAUAGUCAUACGCAUGUUAUUGUACAGACCAUCGUAGUUUGUGUAAUAUUUCACUCUUCUCUUUAAAAUAAAGUGCUUUAUGAGUGAAAUUGUACUGUUUUUACUGUCCUUCCUUAUACAUAAUUUACGCUCUUGAUUGAUA